Trematomus bernacchii (emerald rockcod) is the source of this 3503-nucleotide messenger RNA. Its product is annotated as double-strand-break repair protein rad21 homolog A-like. Gene Ontology annotation, molecular function: chromatin binding; protein binding. Gene Ontology annotation, cellular component: cohesin complex; synaptonemal complex. Lineage: Eukaryota; Metazoa; Chordata; Actinopteri; Perciformes; Nototheniidae. The record is from RefSeq and is a predicted model, not a curated record. Gene Ontology annotation, biological process: synaptonemal complex assembly; replication-born double-strand break repair via sister chromatid exchange; mitotic sister chromatid cohesion.
CGGAGCCGAACCACCGGCAUAACGAGGAAAGCCCCAAACGGCUUAAGGCCUCCCCUUUCCCCUUUCCCUUGUGGUGAGAAGGCGCUGAGGCAAUGUUUUAUGCCCACUUUGUACUCAGCAAACGUGGGCCGCUGGCCAAAAUCUGGCUGGCGGCCCACUGGGACAAGAAGCUGACCAAGGCUCAUGUGUUUGAGUGCAAUCUGGAGAGCAGCAUAGAGAGCAUCAUCUCACCCAAGGUGAAAAUGGCUUUACGAACAUCAGGGCAUCUGCUGCUGGGGGUGGUGAGGAUCUACCACAGGAAGGCCAAGUACUUGCUGGCAGAUUGUAACGAAGCCUUCAUCAAGAUCAAGAUGGCGUUUCGACCAGGUGUUGUGGAUCUUCCUGAAGAGAACAGAGAAGCAGCCUACAACGCUAUCACGCUGCCUGAGGAGUUCCAUGAUUUUGACCAGCCACUUCCAGAUCUAGAUGAUAUUGACAUUGCUCAGCAGUUCAACUUGAACCAGAGCAGGGUGGAGGAGAUCACCAUGAGAGAGGAGGUGGGCAACCUCACCCUGCUGCAGGACAAUGACUUCGCUGACUUUGGCAUGGACGACCGGGAGAUGAUGCGGGAGGAGAGUGCGUUUGAGGUGGACAUCAUGGGAGUGUCCGCCUCCAACCUGCUGCUGGAGGCCGAGGGAGGAGCUAACGCCACGGCGAACAAAUCCAACCAUCUGGAGUACGACGACCAGUACAAGGACGACUUCGGAGACAACCCCAUGGAGAGCACUGAGGGAGGCAUGCUGGUUGACAAGCUGCUGAGUAACGAGGAAGGAGACGGCAUCUUUGACGACCCUCCUGCCAUCACAGACAGCGUGAUGAUGCCUCAGGUCCACGGAUGUGAUGAUGACGACUUUGAUGCUCUCUCAGCCGGAGCCCCAGAUAGUCCCGACUCCGGCCCAACAGAGCCCCUACCAGCCAUGGCGGACCAGACAGAACAUACCACCCUGGUUCACAACGAAGAAGAAACCUUCGCCUUGGAGCCCAUUGACAUCACAGUAAAGGAGACCAAGGCCAAGCGUAAGAGGAAGCUGAUUGUGGACAGCGUGAAGGAGUUGGACAGUAAGACCAUCCGUGCACAGCUGUCUGAUUACUCCGACAUAGUCACCACCCUGGACCUGGCCCCCCCCACCAAGAAGCUGAUGAUGUGGAAGGAGACGGGAGGAGUGGAGAAGCUUUUCUCCCUCCCUGCUCAGUCUCUGUGGAAUGUUAGGCUGCUUAAGAUGUUUACAAGGUGUCUGACCCCCCUGGUGCCAGACGAGCUGAGGAGGAGGAGGAAAGGUGGAGAGGCCGACAGUCUGGAUGAGUUCCUCAAGGAUCUGGAGAACCCGGAAGUGCCCAGAGAGGAAACAACAGGACAGCAGCAGAGAGACAUCAUGGACCAGACCAUCAUGGAAGAGGCUAACGUUCUGCAGACCUCAGCUGUUGAGGGCAGCAGGACAACGCUAGACGAGUCGGUCAUGCCCCCCCCCUCAUCCCAACGUGGUCUCAAACGCAAAGCCCAGGACACGGAGCCAGCCCUGCCCGAGCAGCUGCAGCAGGAGUCCCAGCAGCAGGAGUCCCAGCAGCAGGAGUCCCAGCAGCAGGAGUCAUCCAGUGUGGAUCUGCCUCCAGAGGAGAGCACCAACAUCAGCCAGAUGAUAGAGUUGGACCUGCUCUGCGACAAGGACAGGAAGAAGGACGACGACGACUCUGAUGAAGAGGAGGAGAAGGGGCAGGGAGGAGACCAGGACCAGGAGGAGAGGAAGUGGAACAAGAGAACUCAGCAGAUGCUCCAUGGCCUUCAGAGGGUGAUGGACAAAACGGGCGCCCAGUCGGUGGGCCUGUUGGAUCUGUGCAGGAACAACAACAAGAAGCAGGCGGCGGCCAAGUUCUACAGCUUCCUGGUUCUGAAGAAGCAGCAGGCGGUGGAGCUGGUGCAGGAGGAGCCGUACAGCGACAUCGUAGCUACACCCGGACCUCGCUUUCACAUCAUCUAGAAAACACUAGUUUAGUAAGGAAAAGGUUAUUUUGUGGGAUGUUCUUCUUCCUGCAAUAUUUAAAUAUUGUGGUGGGAGCAAAGAUGUUUGAAUAACCAGGUUUGUUUAUUAUGUCUUCUUAGAAAAAAUCCAAAGCAAGGGGGGUUGCAAAUCAAAACAAUUGGCACUUUUCUUAUUUAUUAUAAUUUAUUUGAUCUAUUUAUAUUCUUUAGCUUUUUUUUUUUAUUGAUAAGCACUUUUAUCCCUAAGGAGAUGUUGUGUUGCACUGGCAUGGAACUCAAGUUAAAAUGUGUCUAGUUUAAAAUAUGUUCAUGGUGCAAGUGAUAACUCAAUCAACCCUGUUACUUGGAGACUCUUCUGUCCCAACACUGCAGGAAAAACAGUUCUCAUGUACACUGACAUUAGCCAAAAGGAGCAUGCACUAUACCCAGAGCCUGCAAGAGAACAUUUGAACAGUUACUACAGUAGUGAAACUCAACCAGCAACUAAUCAUGGUAUGACUGUAGUGUAGCACUUUAAGUAUUGCUGACUUCCAGUUGUACAUUUUGUAAAUGCGUGGCUUGCAUCUUCAACUGUUUGCACAAAACUAUAGUUGUGUCCCAAAGCCAUACUACAUACUUAUUUAAAAAAUGUUUGAGUGUGCCGCUUUUGCACACUAUAAAUAUAUUACUGCAUAGAAAUAGUAUCUACUAUGGAAGUGGGACACAGCUUUGGUUUCAACCUAUAGAUGAUGUAAACAGCAGUGGCCGGCCAUAUUUGCAUGCUAGUCCUGACAUGUAUUGGUGUAAUUGCUCAAGAAAUUAACAUUUGUAUUACUGUGUUGCUCUCAUAUUCCUAAAAGACUUGAAGUUUGUGAAUGGCUCAAUUUAUCCUGUGUCCUUUUUAUGUAUAGAUAAUCAUUUAGUUAAAACUGUACAACAAACUGUUAAGAAUAACUUCUGAAAGUUUAAAUCAAGUUGAUACUUGUUCAAUAUCAAUGUAUUAAUGUAAUAUAUAUAUCAAGAGAAUUCACUUUUUUGAUUAAAAAGCAACAUUUUUAAUCUCUAGAAUGAAUAAUUACACAAUCAAGAUGUCUAAUUGGUCGUUGGACUCACACAGCAUACAGUACAUUUCCAGCUAAAUGCAUUGUUUUUGAUAUCUACUUCGAUUUCAACCUUAUAUGAUGUAAUGUCUGAGUAUGUUAUAUUCUCAACUAUGUGCCUGUAAACCUGCUUUUUUAUUUUGUAAAAAAGCCAAGACAAAUCUUCCAUGACUCAAAAAUACUGCUAUGUUUCUGAACAUAUAUCAGUCCUGUGCCUGUAAGUCCUUAGUCUUGAAACUGUUGCAACAUUUUUCAAAAUAAAAAACAUACCGUGAACAGUAUUUUAAAAUGUUAUCAUGUGAAAAACAUUGCUUUAUUCUAAUAACAUCAGUAAAACACACUAGAGCAAGUAUCAUAUAUUUUAGAUUGUGGAACUUUUCAUAUAAUGAAUUAAAGAAACGAAUGGA